GAGGGGGAGCGUUGCGAGAAAAGACAAAAGUACAAAGUGAGUGAUUUUCAAGCUGAGAGAGGACAUGUGGGAGCUUCAUUGUCCAUUAAAGCCUCACUUUUGCUUUUUGACCUCCUCCCUUUGGCGCGACAAGAACCUACAACCAACAAAACUGACUGUUAUUUUUUAUUAUUGGACACACGUACACACGCAUACAUGAAUUUUCAACUCAGCAGUUUUAGGGUGGAAUUAAAUUCUGUGUUUUGGACAAAAGCAGAAAACUAUACAUGGUACAGUUGGGGGCAGCACGGUCAUUGAGCGGUUAGCACAUCUGCCUCACAGUUCUGAAGUUCGGGGUUUGAAAAUCGUCUCCUGUGUGGACGUUGUAUGUUCUCUGUCUACUUGCGUGGGUUUUCUCCCCAUACUCUGUCCGGCUUUCCCCCUUAUUCCAAAAACAUGCUGUUACUGCUCCAUGUUGGGUAAAUCCAAGACUUGAAAUUGUCCAUAGGUGUGAAUGUGAAUGCAUGUUUGUCUAAAUGUGCCCUGCGAUUGUCUGGCGACCAAUUUUUUGCUUCUAUCAAUCAAAGGCUGUAGCUCAUUGGAAAUGGAUGGUUGAUGGAUGCAGAAAUAUUUUUGGACGAGACCGAGGGCUACAAAACAGCGCUGCAGCAAAGUUGAGACUGUGGAGUAGCAGACUCCGCCAAUAUGCCAGUGGAGACCCUGCGGCCCUCACAGGGUCGCCUGGCCGGGGCUCCCUUCACCUCCGCCAUGCCCUUCAGGAUCCUCACCAAAGGGCCCGACUACUUUCGCCGUCAGGCUGAGCCGGGUACCCGCAAGCUGAGCGCCGUGGAGCGUCUGGAGGCGGACAAGGCCAAGUAUGUCAAGAGUCAGCAGGUGGCGCUGACGCGGCAGGCUCCGGUCAAGCCGCCAAUCAUCCGCAAACCUCUCGUGCCCCCGGCCAUGAUUCUGCAGUGCCACAUGGGCGCUCCCCCAGCCCGAAAAAGUCUGCGGUGCCCCACUAACGUGGACAGCGGUGGCGUGAGGGACGGACCGGGAGGGAGACGAGGACCCCGUCUCAAUUUGGAUAUUUUGAACAACCUUAUCAACGAUGUAUGCGACGGCCCACUGCCCUCCUCCCAGUCGUCGUCGUCCACCUCGCCGUCAUCGUCAUCUCCUUCCUCGGGAGCUAAAAGCAUCGGCAGCAGCUUGUCAGCAGAGCGUGAGAAGAGCAACAGACUCCUCAACAACCUCAAACCACGGUGCACCACCGCCUCCUCAUCCAUCUCGUCAUGCACGUCCUCCCCACUCAACCCCAGCCAUCGUCCCCCCCCUGUCCCAGCACGGGCGCCCCGCAUCUGCGUCCCGUCAGCCUACGUCUCUCCAAAUACCGUCACGGUACGCAGGGUGGAUGUUCGACCCCACGCAGAAAUUAGGAAGCCCCAUAGGCCCCAACUCAGGCCCCGACAAACUGCCCAGGGUCAAGUAGCGAACGCCCAGGUCCCCCCACCACCACCGCCAGCACCCCACAACCCACCUCAGCCCCAAUCCAACACCACCACACGAACCACACCCUCGCCCCCUUCUUACCUGCCGCCCAGUCCCAUGCUGGUCCGUGCAGGGAUGAUCCCGCCCGCUUCCCCCGCCUUCACCCGUCUGUCCAACGCCAGCUCCAAGGGUUCUGCCCGUAAGCACCCGUCAUUGCACCGCUCCAAGUCAGACCUGAGCGACCGCUAUUCCCGGGCCACGGCCGACCUGGAGCGCUUCUUCAACUACUGCGGGCUGGAUCCCGACGAGGUGGAGGGCAUGGGCGGAGUGGAGCGCUUCACCAGGGCCAACUCGGACAUCGUGUCCAUCUCCAAGCUCCGCAGCGUCAGCACGCCCAGCUCGGAGUGCGGGGACGAAGCCGAGAGAGGCCGGGAGGAGUAUGAUGACGAGGACGGGCCCGCCCGAGGCAACGAGCGCAUCCCCUACGGCAUCUCCGUCAUCGAGAGGAACGCCAGAGUCAUCAAGUGGCUCUACGGCAUCCGACAGGCAAGAGAUGCUAACGGCGCCGUUUCGAACGUAUAGACUAAAACUCCACUUAUUUUUGUAUUUAUAUGAAGAAGGGAAGCCAGUCUUUUCAUCUUUUGUGGCCUUACGUCCAACAUUUUCAAGUCUCUACGAUGAAGACUCACAUUUCACGUUUGGAGACUUUUGAGGAAGUUGGAACAUGCUGUUCAAGUCCACUUCCCCUCCUCUUUGACUUCAACAAUGUACAAUGUUACGUUGUAUCUGUAAGCAAUAAUAGACUGACGAGAGUGGUACUGUGUUAGUGUGAAUGUGCGUGUGGGUGUAGCACAGAGAACCUCGCUGAUGCUGUGAAAAGUCACAAAAAAAGCUUCCAUUAACACAUUUUGUAUUUUUCAAAAUCACCUUUGGCUGCAGGACUGUUAUUGUACUCGUUUCUGCUGGCAUGCAAGUGUAAUGUUUGUGUAAAUUUGGCACCUUAUGUCAACAAAGCACGCAUGCACUACGUACGUUCGUUGCACCAACACAUUUUUCAAGCCAGUUAACAUCAAUAUGCGAGCAGUCUAAAUUUGUGUGUGUUGGUGAAACACAGACACACGCAUGCACUCCUUUUAGGGAUAAGACUGUGUGAUAAAUCAUGUUGACCACACGUCCCAGCACAAGGUUGGUAAAAUGAAGAACAAGUAAAAAUCCUUUCCACACACAAAAGGGUUCGAUCAGGGGUGGGCAAGGUAGCGCCUGCGAGAGCUUUUUAUGCAGCCUGCUAGGCAAUUUUAAAAACAAAUAAAACCUCACAGGAACUGUUGUACAAAGACCUACAUCAUUUAAGCCACAAUUGUUCAUAAAACUGUAAUUGACAAGGAUAAUGUUUUUUAAUAAUCCCUCGGAGGACUUGAGCCCACCCCUGUUAUAUGUAUACUAAAGAGUUCACUGGUGGAUUUGAACAAAAGUGUCUCAGGAAAAGAAGUAUUUGGCAUACUAACACAAAUGGACCAAUAUUUAUUUGGAAAAUGUAAUUUAAUGUAUUUUUUCACCACUCGUACAGCCGCUGUACAAUUAACACGUGUACAGAAUUCAGUCUGAAGUGCAAUCUAUUCAUAUUUACCACAACAAUUAUGCAGGAUGAAAUGGACACACACACAUGGAAAUACAGGGGGUGUCUACAUCUUACCACAAAGUCUUUUUAGUUCCCCCCCAGCACAUUCCUCUUUUUACCUGUCAUAUGUGACACAGGUGUGACAGUAGCCCAGAAAUGCGGAUGCCCAAAGACUCCUGAGGUCCGAGAGGCUUUAAAAUGGCGUCUUUGAAGCUAAUAUUAAAACACAGUUCAAGAACA
Messenger RNA from Phyllopteryx taeniolatus (common seadragon), 3322 nucleotides. Its product is annotated as protein FAM110A. Bases 685 to 2046 code for a protein of 453 amino acids. The transcript is spliced from 2 exons. Lineage: Eukaryota; Metazoa; Chordata; Actinopteri; Syngnathiformes; Syngnathidae. The record is from RefSeq and is a predicted model, not a curated record.